Paralichthys olivaceus (Japanese flounder) is the source of this 3200-nucleotide messenger RNA. RefSeq names its product nucleobindin 2a (gene nucb2a). Gene Ontology annotation, molecular function: calcium ion binding. The record is from RefSeq and is a predicted model, not a curated record. Lineage: Eukaryota; Metazoa; Chordata; Actinopteri; Pleuronectiformes; Paralichthyidae. Gene Ontology annotation, cellular component: extracellular exosome; endoplasmic reticulum-Golgi intermediate compartment.
AACGUGCUGCUCUGUUUGACUGACGGCUCAAGCGACCAAUGCGCCCGACACUUCCUCUCGCACAGCUAGCAAGGUCGGCUGUGAGCGAGCUAGCUCUCGACGAGGCUAAAGCGGAACAGAUGUCGUCCAGGAUUCAUAACAAAAUGUGUUGGGUCCGUCUCAGCAGCUGGGCUCUGCUGCUGCUCCAGCUCCUGUGUUCGGAGGCAGUGCCCAUCAGUAUUGAUAAGACCAAAGUCAAAGAGCCAGAGACAAAAGCUGAAGAGAUUCCAGUCAGUGUGGACACUGGACUUCACUAUGACCGCUACCUCAGGGAAGUCAUUGAUUUUCUAGAGAAAGAUCAGCACUUCAGAGAAAAGCUCCACAAUACAGACAUGGAAGACAUCAAGCAAGGAAAGCUUGCUAAAGAGCUGGACUUUGUCAGCCAUCAUGUCAGAACAAAACUGGAUGAACUGAAGAGGCAGGAGGUGAACCGACUGCGCACUCUGAUUAAGGCCAAGCAGGACAUUGAAGGAGGGAAUGACAUCGCAGUGGAUCACCAAGCUCUGCUGAAACAGUUUGAGUACUUGAACCACAUGAACCCACACACAUUUGAAGUUGAUGACUUAGAUCGACUCAUCAAAUCGGCCACCAAUGAUCUGGAGAACUACGACAAAGAAAGACACGAGGAGUUCAAGAAGUAUGAAAUGAUGAAAGAGCAUGACAGACAGGAACACCUGAAAACACUGGAUGAGGAAGAAAGAAGGAAAGAGGAGGAGCACUAUGAGGAAAUGAAGAAGAAGCAUGCAGACCACCCUAAAGUCAACCACCCGGGCAGCCAGAAUCAACUGAAGGAGGUGUGGGAGGAUGCUGACGGCUUGGACCCUGAAGAUUUUGACCCUAAGACCUUUUUCAAACUGCAUGAUACCAAUGGAGAUGGCUUCUUUGAUGAACAGGAGCUGGAAGCAUUGUUCACCAAAGAGUUGGAAAAAAUCUACGAUCCCACCAACGAAGAAGAUGACAUGGUGGAGAUGGAGGAAGAGAGGCUGCGUAUGAGAGAACAUGUUAUGAACGAGGUGGAUUCUAACAAAGACAGGCUGGUCUCUCUAGAUGAGUUCCUGGUUGCAACAAAGAAAAAGGAAUUCUUGGAGCCUGAUAGCUGGGAGACCCUUGAGCAGAACCAGGCGUACACAGACGAAGAGAUGAGGGAGUUUGAGGAGCAUCUUGUUCAGCAGGAACAGGACCUGAACCUGAAGGCUGUCGACCUCCAGAAACAGAGAGACGAGCUGGAGAAACAACAGGAGCAGCUCAAUGCACAGAAAAUAGAGCUGCAACAGGCAGUAGAGCACAUGGAACGCUUGAAAUCACAGAAAGUAGAUCCGCCUCCAGAGGUUCAUGUUGAAGGAAAUGCUCUUCCAGAGAUAUAUCCAGUUGACAUUGAGUUACAUCCUGAACAAGAGGGUCAUCCACAAGAGCAUCAGCCUGCACCUCAAGAUACAGCUCAGGAACACCACGCACAACAAAUUCAAGACCUGGCUCAGGAAGGUCUCCCCCAGACUCACCAGGAUCUGCCACCAGGCCACCGGGAUCUGCCACCAGGCCACCAGGAAGCUGCACAAAGCCAGCAUAACGUGCCGUAACAGUUUUAUCAGAACUUGCAACACCAGACUUUGGCAGCACCUCCACUCUAGCGUGCAGAGGAGAAGACCCUCCAGAGUUUAACCAGUGUGACUUCGGAGCACAGGAAAGCAGCACAAAUGGAAUCCCUGUUGAAUGACACCAGUGUUUGAUAAUAACUGUAAUCUUUGGAUUACAUCCUUAUAAUGACCAACCAAGGACAUGCAUCUUACAAUGUGCAAACGUAGUUGUGUUUGAUGACAUUAGACAUGAUCCAGAAUGUUAAUGGUAAAUUUUUGUUGAACCUUGUCGACCUGCAGUUGGCUGUUCAAACUACAGAACCUCAAAAUGCCACUGGCUCCACGACCUGAUGGUUUUGUUACGGGAGCCUGUCAAAUGUCCUUAUUGUGACUCAUAUUUUCCGACUUGACAAGAUAAAACCAUCCUCAAACCUUUUAGAAAGACAUUAAUUUACACGUGUGGCUUGUGAAAUGUUUCACUGGACUUUUUCAGACAUUUUAGUUAUAUGAGUGCAAGAUUUUCUAUAAUUGCAUUAGACCUGGAAGAAGAGGCCCUAUUACAAUUUUAACCAGUUUACAGCAGUCUGAUGCCCUUACAGAAACAGUUUCACCUAACAAUAAGAGUACGGACAAACAGGCUGAGUAUGGUGUUCUAAUCGACAAGGCUUCAGUCGGGUCUUGGUUGAAAAAGUAUUUACAUGAAUCCAGUUCCCCCACAGUCCUCAUACUUUUGUCAAGAAAUAAUUUUACCAAUAUUUUUUGCUACUUUCUCAGUGUUCUUUCUGGUUGCUUUAUAAUAUGUCAGCUAUUCACCCGUCACAAAAUAUUGUUUGUUUGAGUUUUUUCAACUGGAGAAAAUUAUGUGCUACAUUGGUAACAGGUCUUUUCAAAAUAGGAGAUUUUUUGGCCACACUGAAGCUACACUCCACUGACUUUGUUGUUAAAUUAAAGAUUCUAAAUGAAUGUGCAUGUGUCAUGUUUAUAAGUUGAUCAUUAUUUCUAAUUUGCUUGAUAAAACUGUUUUAAUGUCAAGCUUGUUUUAUCAUUUACGAUAUAGACAGAGUAUUUUUAUUUAUUUCAGCUGAUUGAAAGUUUAUUAGAAAAAGAUUUGACCAGUGUCCCAUUAAAAAUGCAGCAUCAUUUUAACCUGUUUAAGUCAAAGUCUAACAUGAAAACUUAGGAACUGAUUUUAUACAUUUAUACAAACACUCAUUGUGUGUGUGUUAUUAUACAGAUGUACUUGCUGCCUCUUCUUCUAGUCUAAUGUUGUGGUUCCUUCUUGCUGGCAGACAGUGUCCAAGGCAAACAUGAAUUAACAUAAUGCCACUUUUUUGCAUUCAGUCAAAUAACAGCUCUGCCUUACUGUGGUUUUACUUUAUACUUCAUUCUGACAUGGAAUACUUUUGUUUUCUCACCGUGUUGUUUGUUUUCUGCGUGCCAAGCGUUCCUUGGAAACAAUACUGCGUCAUGAUUUGCACAAAAUGUACAGAUGGUGUUUCUGGUCGCUUUCUGCUGGAUUAAAGUCAUGUGAUGGUACUGUACACCUCUGUUCAACAUAAUAAAAGUUAUCUUUCAGGCUGUCUAACA